CGGGCCGACUGCUGAGCAGUCGGGUCAGAUCUUCCCUGACGACUUCUUCCUUAUUGAUUUUUCCUUUGUCUUCAUGCUUGCAGGAGCCAAUGCCGACUUGAGGGAGCAGCUCAGCGGGGCCCAGACCACCCUUCACGCCAAGGAAGCCGAGUGCAACACCUUAGUCCUGGAGCGUGACCGCCUGGCCAAGAAGUUGGCCGACCAGGAGGAGAGCCACAAGGCGGCCCUGAAGAAGGCACAGGACAGCGAGGACGCCCUCAAAGCUGAGUUCGAUACCGAAGCGGCGGGUUGGGCUGAGGCAAAACAAGCGCUGAGCGAGGGCUACGGCCGGGUGGAGGAUCUGAUCGAUGACUACUUCCCCGGCUACUCCGUCAUUGCCACCUAGACCAUCGAGGCCCACCGCGAGGCGCGCCGGCAGGCGGGGGCUGAAAUCGCGCCGGACGCGAGCCGGACGCUUGAGGAGCAACUCUUGGCGGUCCAAGCCCGGCUGCAGCUGGCUCACCGCAUGCUCCACCGCCUCCAGCGUGCCGGGGCGCAGGUGUUGGCCACCCUCUGGCCAGGCGAAGCGAUUCCCCGCACCCCGAGUCGGACUGCCGACUGGCUGGAGGUUGC
Molecule: messenger RNA, 612 nt
Organism: Triticum urartu
Lineage: Eukaryota; Viridiplantae; Streptophyta; Magnoliopsida; Poales; Poaceae
Source: RefSeq, a predicted model, not a curated record